UACUGUAGUGUGUGGAACAAGACAAUAGAAUGGCAGAAGUUGCUCCCGCUCCCGCGCCGGCUAAAGCCCCCAAGAAGAAGGCACCUAGGCCUAAGAAAACUGGACCAAGUGUGGGUGAGCUCGUCGUGAAGGCCAUCUCAGCAUCCAAGGAAAAGAAGGGGGUGUCUUUGGCUGCCCUGAAAAAAGCUUUGGCCGCUGGUGGAUACGAUGUGGAGAAGAAUAACGCACGCGUCAAACUGGCAAUCAAGAGCCUGGUGACAAAGGGCACGCUGGUUCAGACCAAAGGAACCGGUGCGUCCGGCUCCUUCAAGCUGAACAAGAAACCGGCAGAGGCCAAGAAGAAGGUGGCGAAGAAACCUGCAGCCAAAGCCAAGAAACCAGCGGCAAAGAAACCUGCAGCCGCAAAGAAGCCCAAGAAGGCAGUGGCUAAGAAGCCUGCAGCCGCCAAGAAGUCCCCGAAGAAGGCCAAGAAACCCGCUGCGCCCAAGAAGGUCACAAAGAGCCCGAAAAAGGCAAAGAAGCCCGCCGCUCCCAAGAAGGCAGCUAAGAGCCCGAAGAAAGCGAAGGCGGCUAAGCCCAAGGUGGCCAAACCUAAAGCCGCCAAACCCAAGAAGGCUGCUCCUAAGAAGAAGUAA
Molecule: messenger RNA, 635 nt
Organism: Alosa alosa (allis shad)
Lineage: Eukaryota; Metazoa; Chordata; Actinopteri; Clupeiformes; Clupeidae
Product: histone H1-like
Exons: 1
Coding region: 30-635 (201 amino acids)
Biological process (GO): nucleosome assembly
Cellular component (GO): nucleosome
Molecular function (GO): structural constituent of chromatin; DNA binding
Source: RefSeq, a predicted model, not a curated record